UAGGAGGGAAGACCAUCAUAGUUCGGGCACGCCCACGAGACUACCCAUCUGGCCUUUUACCUCUUGUCUGGUUGGCCUACCCUCAAAAAUUGAACUCAAACCGGUGGGAGCAAAUCCCUGGUGACUGGAGACAAAUUAGGAGUAACCGAUUUCGAGUCCUCCGAAUAUCCAACUGUUAUCUACUCUCUCUCUCUCUCUCUUUUCUAGAUUACAGCCCAACAAUGGCCUGGAUCUGAUUAACAAAUUCCCCGCACUUGGUCGUCAAUCACGAUCUCCGUAAGUCACCAUCUCCUCUGUUCCCCCCAACACACACACCUACACAUCUCAAAAAUCACAUGUCUCACUUGAAGAAUUUCCAUUUAUCUGCAGGGCAUAUCGGCACGACCUAGAAGAGGCGCAAUGCGGGUCCAAACCUGACCCGUUUUUUCGAACCCAGAGAUUCAAUUGCGAGGAUUUGGAAUAGGUUCGGCCAUGGUGUUCUGGGAGGGUUACGCGAGUGAUGAAGCCAUGGGGACGUUCGCCCCAAUUGUGGUGUACUGGCUGUACGCGGGGUUUUAUCAGGUGUUGCCGCCGCUAGACAACUACCGUCUGCACACCAGGAAGGAGGAAGAAGAGAGGAACUUGGUGCCGUUGCGGUCCGUCGUCAAGGGUGUUUUACUACAGCAGCUUGUUCAGGCCACCGUUGCUCAUGGGCUCUUCUUGGUAACCUCACAGGCAAGUUCUUCUGGAGUUACACUUCAGCCCACUCUUCCAGUCCAAAUUCUGCAGAUUGCCAUAGCUAUGCUGGUCAUGGACACCUGGCAGUAUUUCGUGCACCGAUACAUGCACCAGAACAAAUUCUUGUACCGUCACAUCCACUCCCAACACCAUAAAUUGGUUGUCCCUUACGCAAUCGGGGCCCUCUACAAUCACCCGCUUGAGGGUCUUCUCCUCGACACGUUUGGUGGGGCCAUCUCCUUCCUCGUCUCUGGAAUGACCGCACGGACAGCUGUGAUUUUCUUCUGCUUUGCGGUGAUCAAAACCGUUGAUGACCACUGCGGACUAUGGUUGCCUGGUAAUAUCUUCCAUCUCUUUUUCCAGAACAACACUGCUUAUCAUGACAUCCAUCAUCAACUCCAGGGCACAAAGUACAACUACUCUCAGCCUUUCUUUCCAAUUUGGGAUAAACUUCUUGGAACCCACAUGCCUUAUAGGCUUGUAAAGCGUGCCGAAGGGGGUUUCGAGGCUAGAGUAGUGAAAGACUAGUUGUGCUCCUACCAUUAGUCCUUGUAUUAUUUCCUUGCGUCAUUUUAGGUUUUUGGUGGAGGUUGUGCCACUCGGGAGAAAUUGUCCUAGUUUAUCCUUUCAAGGGGCUAGAGUUUGCCACUAUUAUUCAGUGUUCAUUCCUUUUUGCUGUUGGGUGAGUAUUGUUUUUCUUUGUUUGGAAUGUAACUUUGCCAGCUGAUGUGUUGUGCAGUAUACGGUCUCAUUAUUGUGAUCAUUUGAAUUUUGAGUUCCUAAGAAGUGCUAAAGAUAAUACCAUGUCCAAUAGGACCUUGUAUC
Rhododendron vialii is the source of this 1542-nucleotide messenger RNA. Its product is annotated as very-long-chain aldehyde decarbonylase GL1-9-like. Gene Ontology annotation, molecular function: iron ion binding; oxidoreductase activity. The transcript has 2 exons. NCBI's taxonomy places the organism in Eukaryota, Viridiplantae, Streptophyta, Magnoliopsida, Ericales, Ericaceae. Gene Ontology annotation, biological process: lipid biosynthetic process. The coding region runs from base 472 to 1245 and encodes 257 amino acids. The record is from RefSeq and is a predicted model, not a curated record.